Necator americanus (New World hookworm) is the source of this 399-nucleotide messenger RNA. RefSeq lists its product as uncharacterized. The record is from RefSeq and is a predicted model, not a curated record. Bases 1 to 399 code for a protein of 132 amino acids. Lineage: Eukaryota; Metazoa; Nematoda; Chromadorea; Rhabditida; Ancylostomatidae. The transcript has 5 exons.
AUGUCCACACUCCUUGCUUUUAUGGUCAUCGAUUGCAUCCUGAAUUAUGCGACGGCAUCAUUCUGGGAUAUAGCGACAAAUAGUGCUAAUCUUACUGGUAAAUUGGUCGACGGUGCUAUCCUUACUCUGCUACUAUGUCCUGGUAUUCUUGCUAACAACAGCAAGAAGUUGUUGAUGUUUCUCUUUUUCUUUUCUCAUGCUUUCUUUGUUACUUUCCUUACGUUAUUUACGCUUUCGAAGGAUGGGAAUCUUGCUAGAAUGUCUCCAGUUUUCAACGGGCAGUUUCAUGCACUCGAAGCCGAACAUCUCUUCGUAAUUCAUGUGAUUCCACUUGCUUCCGUUACGAUUACGAGAAAUGUAACGAAAACGCAUCCUCCUCGCCAUUUUUCGAAACUAUGA